AUGGACACCUUCAAGUCUCCAACCCAUCCUUCCUGCAGGGAGAGACCAGGACCAGUACCCAUCACUAUUCCAGCUUCUCCCUUCAUGCAGAAGCUUGGAUAUGGCACUGGAGUCAACGUGUACCUGAUGAAGAGAUCUCCCAGAGGUUUGUCCCGUUCUCCAUGGGCUGUGAAGAAGAUCAAUUCCCAAUGCAACAGGAGCCAACAAAGCCUCUACCAGCAGAGACUGAGGGAAGAGGCCAAGAUCCUGAGGGACCUGCAGCAUCCCAACAUCGUGGGUUAUCGAGCGUUCACCGAGGCCAACGAUGGCUCCAUGUGUUUGGCCAUGGAAUAUGGAGGGGACAAAUCCCUCAACGACUUAAUUGAGGAGAGAAGGGAGAAGGGACUGGGCCCUUUCCCUGCUGACACCAUCUUCAAGGUUGCCUUGAGCAUGGCCAGAGGGCUGAAGUACCUUCACAAUGACAAGAAGUUGCUCCAUGGGGACAUCAAAUCUCCCAACGUGGUGGUCAAAGGUGACUUUGAGGCCGUCAAGAUCUGUGACGUGGGAGUGUCGCUGCCCCUGGACGAGAACAUGACAGUGAGUGAUCCCGAGCUGUGCUACAUUGGGACUGAGCCCUGGAAGCCCAAGGAGGCCCUGGAGGAGGACGGAGUGAUCACAGACAAGGCUGAUAUCUUUGCCUUUGGGCUGACUCUGUGGGAAAUGAUGACUCUCUCCAUCCCUCACAUCGACCGGGGCAUGGGCACAGGGGAUGAAGACGAAUCCUUCGAUGAGGACAGCUUUGAUGAGGAAGCUUACUAUGAAGUCCUGGGAACACGUCCUGCUCUCAACAUGGAAGAGCUGGAUCCAUCCUACCAAUACAUGAUCGACCUCUUUUCUGUCUGCACCACUGAGGAUCCCAAAAAACGGCCCUCAGCCUCCUCCAUCCUGGAGGUUUUGGAAGCAAGUGUGGCUCAGGUGUGA
Messenger RNA from Acanthisitta chloris (rifleman), 960 nucleotides. It is a transcript of the gene PBK, whose product is annotated as PDZ binding kinase. Gene Ontology annotation, molecular function: protein serine/threonine kinase activity; ATP binding. Gene Ontology annotation, biological process: protein phosphorylation. The record is from RefSeq and is a predicted model, not a curated record. The transcript has 7 exons. Lineage: Eukaryota; Metazoa; Chordata; Aves; Passeriformes; Acanthisittidae. The coding region runs from base 1 to 960 and encodes 319 amino acids.